This is a messenger RNA of Tachysurus vachellii, 1955 nucleotides long. It is a transcript of the gene scdb, whose product is annotated as stearoyl-CoA desaturase b. Gene Ontology annotation, molecular function: stearoyl-CoA 9-desaturase activity; palmitoyl-CoA 9-desaturase activity; iron ion binding. NCBI's taxonomy places the organism in Eukaryota, Metazoa, Chordata, Actinopteri, Siluriformes, Bagridae. The transcript has 6 exons. The record is from RefSeq and is a predicted model, not a curated record. Gene Ontology annotation, biological process: unsaturated fatty acid biosynthetic process; response to fatty acid. Bases 221 to 1222 code for a protein of 333 amino acids. Gene Ontology annotation, cellular component: endoplasmic reticulum membrane.
CUGUAGCAUCCAGAGUGAACAUCAGACCAGCUGACAGCCAAUCAGACUAGCAAAGCUAGGUGGCAUCCGUCACCUCCCAACCAACAGCCACAGUUAUAAGAGUGUCUAAACUGAACGAGGGGCUUUAGGUAAGCAAGAGAACCGCCUUCCUGACGUGCAGCUCUUCUUCUAGACGACCGGAACUUGUUUUUAAAAGACGCUACAGGCCAAAACCUUAAACAUGACUGGUACAGAAAAGACAGAUUGUUACUCGGACAGGCAGCGCAAACCCGAGAAGGACGAAACAACGUGGGUAGAUGAUGCUUUUGAUGAAUCCUACACAGAGAAAGAUAGCUCGGUGCCUCCAGCGCAGAUCGUAUGGAGAAAUGUUGUGCUGAUGACUAUACUGCACGUCGGAGCUGUUUACGGACUGACCAUGGUUCCUUCUGCUAAACCUUUAACACUGUUAUGGGCCUGCCUGUGUUUCCUAAUUAGUGCCUUGGGAGUGACAGCUGGGGUACAUCGGCUCUGGAGCCACCGGUCCUAUAAAGCCAAACUGCCAUUAAGAAUUUUCUUAGCCACUGCAAACUCUAUGGCUUUUCAGAAUGAUAUCUAUGAGUGGUGUAGAGACCAUCGUGUCCACCACAAGUAUUCAGAGACUAAUGCAGACCCACAUAAUGCCAGAAGAGGCUUCUUCUUUUCUCAUAUUGGCUGGCUGUUGGUACGUAAGCACCCAGAAGUCAUUAAGAAGGGGAGCAAACUGGAUCUCAGUGACCUGAAGGCAGAUGGUGUCGUUAUGUUCCAGAGGAGGCAUUAUAAGUUGUCUAUACUGGUGAUGUGCUUCCUUGUUCCAACACUGGUGCCAUGGUACUUCUGGGGUGAAAGCCUGUGGGUGGCUUACUUCAUACCAGGCCUGCUAAGAUACGCUUUGGUCCUUAAUGCCUCCUGGCUGGUUAACAGUGCUGCCCACAUGUGGGGCAUGAGGCCCUUUGACCGCAACAUCAAUCCCAGAGAGAAUACAUUUGUUGCCUUAACUGCUAUUGGGGAAGGCUUCCAUAACUACCAUCACACAUUUCCAUAUGACUAUGCUACCAGUGAGUAUGGUAGUGUGCUGAACAUCACCAAGAUGUUUAUUGAUUUCAUGUUCUACAUUGGCCUUGCCCAAGGCCUCAAGAAGCCAUCUCAUGAAACGAUCAUUGCUCGGGUUCAACGCACUGGUGAUGGCAGUCACAAAAGUGGCUAAGUAAUUUCUAACAUUUUACAAGCCAAAAUGUGUCAUGGGAAGCUAAACCAAUAUAUAAAUAUAUUUGUGCAGCAAAGUGUGCAGCAAAGGUCCUAGUACUGUCUCCAACUUUACAGUGAAUUAAGAAUUCCUGUCUUGAUUACACAGACUAAGGACCACAGUUUAAUUUUUUGGCUUAAUUUAUUAUGAAACUAUGUGUACUUUUAGCACUGGAAAGUUUAAUUUGGAAACAUGAUUUGCUCUAACUCUAAGGUCCUGUAACAGUAUUGCUUAGCAGCACAUUGAGCUAAAUCUAAUCAAUAUCACUGUUUGUUUAGAACGUAAAAUCUACCUUGAAAUAAUUCUGCUAAACUAUGCAAGCUAUACAGUUACAGCUUAUUAUAUAAUAUACCAUAUGUGCUAUUAACCCCUUUGGCACUUUUGGUUUACGUUCAAGUCGUCAUAAAGUGAUAAAAGUAAAAGAAGUGACAGAAUGGAUACAAGAAGCAUAUAAAAGUUUUUUUCUGAGCACUGAUACUGCUGAGUUGCACACUGACGUAUUUUAUUGUAAAUUCAGAAAAUUCCAGAUUUUAUUUUAAAUAUGGACAACUACUAUGCUGGCCUUCAGAUUUCAAUUUAUAUAAACACAAAUGCUGUAUAAUUUUCAAUUUAUUGUUAAUAAUUUAACAAUGUUUACCUAAACUGGAUACAAAAAAAAAUCUGAUUUUGACAACAAUGCUUGAAAAAAAAAAAA